Molecule: messenger RNA, 4442 nt
Organism: Anopheles stephensi (Asian malaria mosquito)
Lineage: Eukaryota; Metazoa; Arthropoda; Insecta; Diptera; Culicidae
Gene: Nplp1
Product: neuropeptide-like 1
Exons: 5
Coding region: 239-1315 (358 amino acids)
Source: RefSeq, a predicted model, not a curated record
AUCAGGCUGUAAAGGACAUCAGGAUAUAAAGAGGAUUGCACUUGGUUGGUCAGGCGAUUCCAGUCGCGACGCUGAGUGGUUUGCAUAGUUUGGAUUCCAGUUGCUUAGCGUUUAGUGCAAUAGAUAUAAAUGAAAUUUGAGUCGGUUGUGACUUAGUGCAUUAGCGGUAUUGUUGUUUAAGAUUCAGGAAGUUCAAAAGGAAAAGUUUGUGCUGCUCAUUUAGUGUGGAAUACUGUUGAUGGUCAUGCUGAUGAUGAUGCUGCGGAGUGAAAUGGUUUUACCGCCAAAGCUGUUUUUCGUUCGCGCGUUCAUGCUGCUGUUCUUAGUUUUUCAAGAUGUCAAUGCCCAAAGCUAUGAAAGCCGCCGUUUGAAACCGUGUGAACUAGAGUCGCUGCUCCGGGACCUAACCUACCCGGAAGAGGGAUACGAAAUGCAUGCCGUUGCACUGCGUAACCAGCUGCGCCAUAUUUUGGAGCGUGAUCCUUCGGAGAAUUAUCAAGCACUCGAUGAUAGCGCGGAAAUGAGCCGUAGUGGCCCGUACGAAGACAAGCGCUCGUAUCGGUCACUGUUGCGUGACGGACCCGUCUUCGGCAAACGAAAUGUGGGCGCACUGGCACGGGCGGGACUGCUGCGAAACCAACCGGAAUACCUCAAACGAAGCUUGGCAACGUUGGCCAAAAAUGGACAGCUACCGUCGCGUGACACCGAUUCGGAGGAUACAACACCUGACAGCGAGUGGAGCGAGGAUAAGCGUAAUGUCGUGUCGGCGCUAAAAUCGGGCUACAUGCUCAAUGGCAAGCGUAACAUUGCUUCGUUGGCCAGAAAGUAUGAGCUGCCGGGCAAGCGUAACAUUCAAUCGCUGCUACGCACGGGAAUGCUUCCGUCAAUUGCCCCGAAACGUAACAUCCAAUCGUUGGCACGCGAAAAUGCGCUGGCCGGAUAUGGAAGUGUCGAUAAGCGAAACAUUCAGACGCUGGUGCGCGACUGGAGCUUACCGAAGCAGCAUAAUAAGCUUUCCGAGGGCAGCAGUUCAACAGGUGAUAAUGAGAAACGUAACAUUCAAUCGCUAAAGAACUCACAGGGCGGUGGACGCAAAAAGCGCUCGCUGUACUACGACGAGCUGGAGGAGAGCAGCCCGGAAGUGUUGGAACCAGUGUAUCAAACGGCCCCAUUGGACUACGAGGAGCUGAUGGAAGCGAUGGUGCAAACAUAUCCUCUCUACAGUACCGACAAUCAUCUUGAAGAGAAACGAUUCCUCGGUCGAAUUUUACUCCCGACCCGAGCCACUACGACAACCAACCAGCGGCGUAUGUAGACAAUGCAUUCAUGGAUACCGAGGCACCGUUAGUUGGGGAGCUCCAGGGCUACAGUCCACGUGGGGCGCUGCGCCGCCCCGAGUUGCCGCGCUACACUGGCGAGGCCUACGCGAGUCACCCGUACGCGCAGGAAGAGUUCAGUGAACGUGUGAAUCCUUUCUACACGGACGACGAGUACCGUUGCGCCAACCGGCUCCGUAAGUUACUUUACUAUCUGAAGAAACAGUAUUACCUUGACAAUAAGUACAUUCAAGCCACCUAUGGCCGGAAUUCGGGUUAUUAUAAGUAAGCAAAGUUGCCAAACAUAGUAAGGGCAGGAACUCCAGAUCGCCAAGCAUGGUUUUACUACAUUCAAGACGCAAUUUUGAGCGGCUAGACAGCUGAAGGAUUAAAAAUGCAUAUAAUGAUUUGUCUUUGUUCACAGUUUUGCCAAACUCCUUCUCCCGUAUAAGGGUCUUGAAAAACAUGUAGCCAAAGCAAAUCGAGAGCUGCGGUUUUUAUCUAUCUCUAAGCAAUUCGGAGAGGUCGUGCUGUUCAAGUGCUAGGGUUUUAACUUCCCAAAAAGCACACAAGAAUUUCUAUACUACUGAAAAAAAAAAAACAGAAAAGUAAUAUCCAAUAUACGUUCAUAUCCGUUCGCUCAUAUCAAAUCGAUGAAAUGAUUAACCAAUAUAAUCCAGAUGGUAGUGAAUGUCUUGAGAUCCAUAUUAUACGCUAUACAAGAAACUUCCAAUUUCAAAUCUCUUGUACGAUCUACAAUUUUUUGUUUGCGGUGGUACAUUAAAGAAGCUUACAUGUAAGAAUUUAACAUAAAAAACACAUAUUAUCUGCUAUUCGGGUAUAAAGGUAGACCGAGGUAGACCAUAGACUGCAGACAGAAGGCGGUAGGCCAGUAGCAAGUGCUCGGAGCACCAGCGUAGAACGGAGAACGGUAGUGACUGAUGAUAUUCCAUCGCACUUGUUCUGCUUGUACGGUGGUAGUUUCGAAAGCCAACAGACCCAGCAGAUCACUCGAUCGCGUGGGUAGAGACAUGCAAAAAAGGGGUAAAACAGAUCACGUUCAAUUACAACUGCAUACAACUGGUUUCAACAUCUAGCACAAUGCAUGGUGAAGUAUACAACCAUCUCUGCUCGGUCGAUCGUACUAAAUAGCUGAAUGCACUACACUAAUGGGAAACGGUAAUACAGUGUAUCGAACCAAUCGGAAAGGCAUGUUGGUGAUAAAAGUUAUUUGGAACGUUUGUUGGAGCUAACUUUCUGCUCCGCGUUGUUUCUGGCUGCUGGCGAUUCUGUCAAAGUCUAUGAGCUACAACUGUAAGGCAGGGACAAAUAUGAUAAUGUGCUUUGAAGUUGUUGGAAUGUGGUACGAUGCAUUGGGUUGUUAAUUAUAAUUUAUUUAUAAUUUCGCGAAAUGUUUGUAUGUUUUCACACUGAACAAGAUUGCAGGGUUUUACGAUUCAGUUUUGAUUGAGUAGGUUCCUUGUUGAAAUGCAAUUUCACCAUGAGUGAAUGAUUCCAUCAGUGGAAAAAAUGAAAUUAAAUGCUCACGAUCGUAAGUUCUUUGCUGGCAUCUCAAAAUAUAUGCUGCUAACAAGAAAUCGGAUGAAGCGAGUCGAAAAUGUGUGCUCAAAACUAAAUGGUAAAACCCUGUAUUAAUCAAUCAAUAAUUUGAUCUCAUUUUUGAAUUAACGAUCUUCUAGCUCCUGAUUUUGUUCCCUCAGACUUAACUCUCAGACUGUUAAUUCACACAUAUUCAUUCUGCUUUUAUUUGGCCUAAUAACUAAAGUAAGUACAGAAAAUGUUGUUGUGACAUGGCAUGGCACUAAAAUGUAACCCCAACAGAGUGCUACCGAAACAAACAAAAUAGAAAUGGGACAAUAAAACUGCAGCAAAAGAUGUGUUCGUAAGCGAGCGGGCACGCUUAGCUUAGAUUGAGCGAUUGAGCGUUCGAUUGAAACAUAUUUUAGAUAGCAUAGUCAGCACAUCCUGGCCGACGAAUGCUUACGAAUGGACAAUAAUAAUUUGGUUCAAAGCAAACAAAAAAAGGGAAAUAAUGAAUAAAAAAACAAAACAAAGCAAAACAUCAUUCAAAGCGGCAAAGUCAGCAUUAGUUUGCUUGAUAGAUAUGUUUGCUAUUCCAAUAAAAACACAGAAUAAUCGCUGCGAGUAAAUGUAAGUUUUGUGGAACGGACAAUAUUAGAGAGACAAAAGGAAAAGAAAAGAAGAAACAUUUAAAAAACAAUACGUCAAUACUGAAGGCUGAAACUAAAUCAAUGUUGGAUGUGCAAAUGUGUGUGUCUGAUGAGCAACAGUGUAUUAUAUCUACCGGAGACAAUAAAAUCCAAUAACAAUAAUGAGUCAAGCAGGUGAGGACAAUACAAAUGGCUAGGUACUAAGAUGGUAUGCAGUGCAAACGAGACAAUAAUUUAUAACACACUCAAAACACGCACACAUACACCGAGAAAAGCAUGCACAAAUCCAUGCGAACAUAGGUAGUGUGUUACGUACGAGCAACGUUUAUACUUGAAUGUUUAACAAUCCAGUAACUUUGUAUAAGCAUAUUCACUGUACUCUAAUGGGCCUCCCAGGGGAGGUUUAAAACCAGAACAAAAAACCAUCAAUUAAAUACUUACACUUGCUGAGGCAAAACACGGCGCAACACAAGGAGAAUAUUCCGCCAAACAUCCUCCUUCAAACCAAAGUGUUAAAGGUCAGUGGCGCUAGGUGGGAGGACGUGCGAAAAAGCGCAGGAAACUCGUUUGUCUUCAAGAUAUUCAAAAGAAGGUGUUGAUUAUGUUAGUAAAAGUGUGUAAUAUAAAACGCUUCCAAUGCUACCCCGCUCUCAAUAUCGGCGGAAGCUGAAUAGCACACAGCAAAGGUGAAGGAAUUAUAUACUACUUAGCGUAAAGCAUAUUCUUAUACAUAUAUACACAUGAUAUACAUACGCAAGGUGAAAAGAAAACAAAACAAAUCUAUUUAUCAGACUCUUCCUCCUCCUUAUUAUAUGUGCUAAGGAAACAAAACAGACAAACAAACAACACCCAAACUAAAAAUUAUAACAAACUCAUGUAAGAAGAAAUAAGACAAUGGAAUAAACCAGUGUGCAUAACAGCAUAACUCACAACA